Messenger RNA from Chlamydomonas reinhardtii, 2366 nucleotides. RefSeq lists its product as uncharacterized. The coding region runs from base 112 to 2328 and encodes 738 amino acids. Gene Ontology annotation, cellular component: nucleus. The record is from RefSeq and is a predicted model, not a curated record. NCBI's taxonomy places the organism in Eukaryota, Viridiplantae, Chlorophyta, Chlorophyceae, Chlamydomonadales, Chlamydomonadaceae. Gene Ontology annotation, molecular function: nucleic acid binding; ATP binding. The transcript is spliced from 8 exons.
GUCUAGUUUGGAGUAGGCCUAAAGUCGGGGAGUGUGACACAUGCUCUAGCAUUUUCGCGACGCUCCGCAAGGCUCAUACGCAGAACUCUGUCUUUUAGUGCUAUUAGAGGCAUGGCUAGUACGCAGGACGCGUCGCACGGUGCCGCGAGUGCCGGCACGGCAGGCGGGCGCAGCACGGCUGCAGCUGUCAAGGCCGGCCCAGUGCUGCCUUGGAUGCGCGUUCCCAUAACCAUCGAGUCUGGGACGGGAGUGCCCAUCGAAGGGGUGCUAGGCAUGGACCAGCGGCUGGUGCCGGUACUCCUCAAAGCGUUCAGCUUCACGGAGCUGUUCCCGGUGCAAGCGGCGGUGUGGCAGCACUCGGCGGGCGGCCGCAGCACCGCACACGACCUGUGUGUGGCUGCGCCCACAGGCAGCGGCAAGACGCUGGCGUACGCGCUGCCGGUGGUUAACGCGCUCGCUGACACCACCUCGCACAAGCACUCCAGGAGCUUGGGGCGGCUGCAGGCGCUGGUGGUGCUGCCCACACGUGACCUCGCUGCGCAGGUGUAUGACGUGUUCCAACCGCUGUGCGAGGCGGUGGGGCUGAGGGCGGUGCUGGCGGCGGCGCGGAGCUCAGAGGCGGCGGAGGCGGCGCAGCUGCUCGGCACAGCGGCCGGCGGCGGAGGCGGAGGCGGCUCGCAGCGACAUUUGCAGCAGUACUUGCACCAGGCCGCCCCCGGUGGCAUGGCGGGGACUGCCCACGGUGGCGGUGGCGGCAUUGGUGUUGGCAGUGGGGCGGGCGGUGGAGGCGGAGGUGGAGGAGGCGGGGGCGCGGACGUGGUGGUGGCGACGCCGGGCCGCCUGAUGGCGCACCUCAGCGGCACGCCUGGGUUCACAUUGGAGCACUUACGCUACCUGGUGGUGGACGAGACGGACCGCCUGCUGCGGCAGAGCUACCAGGAAUGGCUGCCGCGCGUGCUGGCGCAGCUGUCGCCACAGCACGCCGUGCUACAGCAGCACCUGCACGUCCUGGCGCAGCACGGCUACGACACCGCCGGCGGCAGUAACGGCCCCGGCAGUAGCGGCAGCAGCGGCGGCGGCGGCGGGGGAGGCGGCCACUUUGCGGCGCUGUGGCCGGGCGCCUCAACCGGCACCGCGCUGCCGUACUCCAUACCCCGCGUCGUGAAGAUCGUGGUGUCGGCCACGCUCACACGCGACCCCGCAAAGCUGCAGCGCUUGGCGCUGCACCACCCGCGAUACGUGGCCACCGCCGGGUCCGCGGGCGCCGCCAGGGGCGGCGGCCAGGGCGCCGGCGGCGCCGGCGCUGCCGCAGCGGCGGCCGCCGCGCGCUACUCGCUGCCGCGCAGCCUGAGUGAGUACCGGCUGCUGUGCUCAGCGGCUCGCAAGCCGCUGGCGCUGCUGGCGCUGCUGGCGGAUGCAAGUGCGGCGGGCGAGAGCGUCAUCGUGUUCACGUCGUCGCUGGAGAUGACGCACAAGCUGUACCUGAUGCUGAGUGCCGUGGGGGACCUGGCGGGCAAGGUGGUGGAGUACUCCAGCCACGUGCCGGCAAAGGAGCGAGCGAGUGGGCUGGAGCGCUUCCGGAAAGGGGACGCCAAGGUGCUGGUGGCCUCGGACGCCAUGACUCGCGGCAUGGAUGUGGACUGCGUGCAAGCCGUCAUCAACUAUGACGCGCCCGUGUAUGCCAAAACCUACGUGCACAGGGCCGGCCGCACGGCGCGCGCCGGCAAGAGCGGCCGCGUGGUGACGCUGCUGCGUGAUGAGGACAUGCGGCACUUCAAAGCCAUGAUCCGUAAGGCCGACAACAACUUUGUGCGCGAGCUCAAGCUGCCGGCGGAGCGGGUGGAGUCGUUCCGGCCGGCGCUGGCGGGUGCCUUGCAGCAGCUAGAGGCGCUGUUGGCGGCGGAGAAGCGCGCGGACGCCGCGACGGCGGCGGAGCUACAGAAGCAGCAGCAGGCGCAGGCGCAUCAACAGCAGCAGCGGCAGGAGCAGAAGCAGGAGGUGGGCGGCACCCAGGCGGAGGCAGGUGUGGAGGUGGGGACGAAGCGGCAGGCAAUGCACGCGAAGGAGGAGGAGGUGGAGGUGGCGGGGGAGGAGGAGCCGCAAGAGGAGGUCGAGCAGAAAGUGCAGCGGAAGCGCAGCCGAAAGGACGAGCAGGGCAAGACGUCAGGCGCUUCCGCUCCUGCACAUGAGCGGGAAGUCGAGACGCCCAAGCGGGAGUCUGGUGCGGAGGAGCCAGGGGAGGAGGAGAUCGCGGAGGAGGAUGGGAGAAAGGGGCGCGAGGGCAAGCGGAAGAAGCGGCGCCACGGCAAAGAUGAAGGCCAGGCCUAGAGCUGUCGGACAAAAGCAGCCGCGAGAGGGGAAAGUAG